GUGCGGCCCAGCAGCCCGCCAGCUCACCGCCCGCGCAGGGCCGCGCCCCAGAGGCCGCGGCGGUGGCCGCGGCGGCGGCCCCCAGCGCGGUGGCCCCCGGCAGGCCGCCGCAGGAGCGCGCCCAGGUGCCGCCCCCGGGCGCGCUGCGGUGGCAGCGGGCCUGCCAGGAGGGCGAGGAGACGGAGGAGCAGGGCGCCGUGCGGGAGGCGGCCGGCGAGGCGCACCGGCCCGCGGGGGCCCUCGGCGACCCGCGGCCUCGCGACCCCUGGGCGGAGGCCGAGCCAGCGCCAGCGGCCGCGGGCCACCACGGGCCGACGGGCACCGAGGCCGAGGAGGCGGCGGAGGCGGAUGAGGAAGAGGACUGGGUCCACCUCGCCGCGGGCGGCGCUGGCGACCCCGGCGCACGCCGCGCUGCGCAGGGCGAGCCGGCGGCCGCGCACGCCGAGCGCGCGGCGCAGCACCAGCAGCGCGCCGCCCCGCCGCCGCCGGCGCCCGCGGCUCCGCCUGGGGCUCCGGGGACGGCUCACCCGCCGCCGGGCGGCGCCACCCAGCACGACGCGCACCGGCACCGAGGGAGAACGCGCGGCGUGGGCGUCCGCUCUCCGAGCCACGCCACGCAGCACACGUGCCAGUCGCUGCGGCUCCUGGCCUCCCCGGGCUGGGAGCUGGCCGCCAUGCGGCGCAUCAUCCGGCCAGGCUGCCAGCUCUUCCUGCUGAACUACGAGAGCCGCCACGUCUUCGGCCCCCUGGCUGCCCGGGGCACGCCGGACCUGGAGAUCGUGCCGGAGGCCUUCGGCGGCAGGUUUGAGGCCCAGGUCCUCUUCGAGGCCCCCGAGCACGGCUACCGGCCGCGCGGCAUGACGCGCGGGUGGGUCUCCAGCGGCCCGAAGACGGCCUGGGAGAUGCAGCGGCUGAUCUCGAGCCUGCUGCCGGCAGGGGGCUGCGACGACGAGGGCGAGUGGGCGGAGCUGCGGCAGAGCGGCGUGGAGGCCGCCCGUGCCGCCGCCGGCCUGGCCGCCACACCCGGCGCCCGCGCGCGCGGCGGCCCCGCGGGCGGGGGCGACGUGCUGUCGCGGAGCCGCGCCGCUCCGGAGGGGGGCGCCGCCCCGAAGGCGGAGGAGGAUUGGCUCGUCGUCGGGGAGGCGAGCCCCGAGAAGCCCGUAGACGCCGAGGGCACCGAGCGGCCGAGGCUUGGCGCAACGCUCAGCGUGUGA
This is a messenger RNA of Prorocentrum cordatum, 1214 nucleotides long. NCBI's taxonomy places the organism in Eukaryota, Dinophyceae, Prorocentrales, Prorocentraceae. The record is from the annotation of a GenBank genome assembly.